AUGGCCCCAAGCACUCAGGCUGUCUCGAGCUAUCUCGCCAGCCUCUUCAGCCUCGCGGGCAAAGUCGCCGUUGUGACGGGUGGCAGUUCUGGAAUAGGACGCGAAAUGGCUAUUGCGCUUGGCCGCGCAGGAUGUCGUAUUGUUCUCGUUGCGCGGCGGCCGAAACCGUUGCAGGAUACUAUUGAUCAUCUCGCCGAUCUCCAUGUCACGGCUGAAGCCAUCGUCGCGGAUCUUGCGGACCAGGUUUCAGUGCGGGAUGCGAUUCACGCUAUAAAAUCGAAUGCGGGCACACCAGAUAUCCUCAUCAACGCCGCAGGUGUCAACUAUAGACCUCAUAUGAACGAUCUUUCGCAGGGAGCGUGGGACGAGACCAUCGCAGUGAACCUCACCGCACCAUUCACCCUCGGCCAAGCAUUCGGCCCAGAGAUGGCGAAGAAGGGCUGGGGACGCAUCAUCAACAUCAUCAGCCAACAAACCUUCCGCGCCUUCGGCAACAGCGGCGCAUACGGAGCCUCCAAAGCCGGUCUCCUCGGGCUAACACGCUCCCAAGCAGAAGCAUGGUCCCGCCACGGAGUUCUCUGCAACGCGAUUGCCCCAGGUCUCGUUGACACGCCGUUAGCCCGGGUGGCAUUUGACGAUCCUGCGAAGGCUGAGGCUCAUGCUGCGAGGACCAUGAUUGGACGAAAUGGAGUGCCGAAGGACUUUGCUGGGGUUGCUGUUUACUUGGCGAGUGAUGCGAGUGCGGCGGUGACGGGGCAGACGAUUUUUGUGGAUGGAGGGUAUUCUUGUACGUGA
Molecule: messenger RNA, 795 nt
Organism: Fusarium sp. VM40
Lineage: Eukaryota; Fungi; Ascomycota; Sordariomycetes; Hypocreales; Nectriaceae
Source: the annotation of a GenBank genome assembly